UGGGCGGGCUGCCGGGACAUGCUCACUGGGAGAGUUCCGCGGCUGCCGCACAUGCUCACUGGCCGCGGAGGGCACCGCCGGAGGUAGGGGUUCGCUCCGCCAGCGGAGUACCCACGCUUUCGCUCCGCCGGGGCCGCGACAUGCCCCGCCGCCGGUUCCCCGGUCGCCAUCGGCCGUAAUCGCGGCGGAAAGGGGAGGCCGCGGCUGAGCGUCUGGCGACUGAAGGUUUCUCUGAAGCUUAAUCUUCAAGAUGAAGCUCUUAGUAGCAGUUUUCUUUUUCAUCUCGUUCUCCUUAUGGGUUGAAGAAGUCUAUUCCAAAGAGAAGUCUUCAAAGAAAGGAAAGGGGAAAAAGAAGCAAUACCUAUGUCCAUCCCAGCAAUCAGCUGAAGACCUUGCAAGAGUACCUGCUAAUUCUACCAGCAAUAUCUUGAAUAGGCUAUUGCUCAGUUAUGAUCCCAGGAUAAGGCCUAAUUUCAAAGGAAUUCCAGUUGAUGUUGCAGUCAACAUCUUCAUAAACAGCUUUGGGUCAAUUCAAGAGACAACUAUGGAUUAUAGAGUCAACAUCUUUCUAAGACAGAAGUGGAAUGAUCCCAGACUCAAACUUCCCAAUGAUUGGAGAGGUUCAGAUACACUGACAGUGGAUCCAACUAUGUUUAAGUGUCUCUGGAAGCCAGACUUAUUCUUUGCAAAUGAAAAGAAUGCUAACUUCCAUGAUGUCACACAAGAAAAUAUCCUUCUUUUUAUAUUUCGGGAUGGAGAUGUCCUAGUCAGCAUGAGAUUGUCUAUUACUCUAUCAUGCCCUUUGGACUUGACCUUGUUUCCUAUGGAUACACAGCGCUGCAAGAUGCAAUUGGAAAGCUUUGGUUACACAACUGAUGACUUACGGUUUAUCUGGCAGUCUGGAGAUCCUGUACAGCUAGAGAAAAUUGCUCUGCCUCAGUUUGAUAUUAAAAAGGAAGAUAUUGAAUAUGGUAACUGUACCAAGUACUAUAAAGGCACAGGUUAUUACACUUGUGUAGAAGUAAUCUUCACUUUAAGAAGACAAGUUGGAUUUUACAUGAUGGGUGUUUAUGCUCCUACACUGCUAAUUGUUGUUCUGUCCUGGCUGUCAUUUUGGAUCAAUCCUGAUGCAAGUGCUGCAAGAGUCCCACUGGGUAUUUUCUCAGUGCUCAGCUUGGCAUCUGAAUGUACCACUCUUGCUGCUGAACUUCCCAAAGUGUCUUAUGUGAAGGCCUUAGAUGUCUGGCUGAUUGUUUGCCUUCUCUUUGGGUUUGCAUCCCUGGUGGAGUAUGCUGUGGUUCAGGUAAUGCUAAACAAUCCAAAGAGAAUUGAAGCUGAAAAAGCAAAGAUUGCCAAGGCAGAGCAAGCGGAAGGGAAAGGUGGAAAUGCAGCCAAGAAGAACACUGUGAAUGGUACAGGGACUCCUGUCCACAUCAGCACUUUACAGGUUGGUGAGACCAGAUGCAAAAAAGUUUGCACUUCGAAGUCUGAUCUGAGAUCCAAUGAUUUCAGCAUCGUUGGAAGCUUGCCAAGGGAUUUUGAAUUGUCGAAUUAUGACUGUUACGGGAAGCCCAUUGAAGUCAACAAUGGGCUCGGGAAAUCUCAAGCCAAGAACAACAAGAAGCCUCCUCCUCCCAAACCUGUCAUUCCAUCGGCAGCAAAGAGAAUCGAUCUUUAUGCAAGAGCACUGUUCCCUUUUUGCUUCUUGUUCUUCAAUGUCAUAUACUGGUCCAUAUAUUUAUGAUAAAUCUUUAAUUUAUUUUUUCAUAUGUGUAAAAUAUAUCCCAUUUCAUUACCUCUUCCCGGUCAUGAAGGCCACUGCGUGAAAUAAUUUGCAUUUUCAAAGCAAUAUGUUGCAUCUCGAUGCCAUGCGAUUGUACUGAACAUAUGGCAUCUGAAAUUUGAAUGAAAGCAUGACACUGCAAUGUCUGUGCUCCGACCAACGUUGUAUAUAAAUGUACAGCAUACAUCCUGCUUUAGGAAUAUAUAUGAAGGACAAUGCAUACUACAUUAUAACGCUGAAUAAUGCUCUUCAGUUAUUAGUAACAUACAAAGAUUUAAAGUGUUUCUGACAAUGAAACUGAUGUGCACGUUGAGUAUUACUAAAAUCAGUAUUCUAGUAUAUGUAGUAUUUAACAGCUUUUUUGCUGACUUCCAGAGAGAAACAAAAAAAACCAUCCUGUUCUUGUAUAAUUUUAGAAGGCACUGUUGAAGGAAAAGCUAAGAUGUAAUUCAUAUUAUUUAGGCUUUGUAAGCGAAGGCAGCAUUGAAUAAGCUGAUCUUGUCUAUGUGGAAAAAUAAAGGUCAGAGAAUUACUAAUUUUGUAAAAUCAGCUCAUUUAGGGGUAAAAA
Molecule: messenger RNA, 2351 nt
Organism: Pezoporus occidentalis (night parrot)
Lineage: Eukaryota; Metazoa; Chordata; Aves; Psittaciformes; Psittacidae
Gene: GLRB
Product: glycine receptor beta
Exons: 10
Coding region: 251-1744 (497 amino acids)
Biological process (GO): nervous system process; neuropeptide signaling pathway; regulation of membrane potential
Cellular component (GO): neuron projection; synapse; plasma membrane
Molecular function (GO): extracellularly glycine-gated chloride channel activity; glycine binding; transmitter-gated monoatomic ion channel activity involved in regulation of postsynaptic membrane potential
Source: RefSeq, a predicted model, not a curated record